This is a messenger RNA of Oreochromis niloticus (Nile tilapia), 1567 nucleotides long. RefSeq names its product heat shock 70 kDa protein 12A. The transcript is spliced from 5 exons. NCBI's taxonomy places the organism in Eukaryota, Metazoa, Chordata, Actinopteri, Cichliformes, Cichlidae. The record is from RefSeq and is a predicted model, not a curated record. Gene Ontology annotation, molecular function: ATP binding; ATP-dependent protein folding chaperone. Bases 14 to 1567 code for a protein of 517 amino acids.
CACUGUUUCCACAAUGGAUAACUCAUACAUCAUAGCGAUAGACUUUGGCACUGCGUACAGUGGAUAUGCUUUCAGUCUGACAAAAAGAGAAGCAGAAACUGAACCUCGUUUAAAAUACUGGGGUCAACAGGUUUCACUGAGGACCCCAAAGACUCCGACCUGCAUCCUUUUUGAUGAGCAUGAAAAAUUUCUCAGCUUUGGUUAUGAAGCCCAGUCAGCUUAUUUUAGAACACGCGGUGAUGAAGCCAGAAAGAAAUUCUUCUUUGAAUGCUUCAAGAUGUCCCUCUAUGGCAAAAAGCUUAACAGUGAUGUGACGAUAGAAGCUGCAAAUGGAAGGUCAAUGAAGGCACUGAAGGUGUUCACAGAAGCUCUGAGAUAUCUGAAGGAGGACGCUCUGAAGUUCAUCUCAGAAAAUGCUGGUGGGAAGCAGUUCAUAGCCUCUGACUUCACCUGGGUGGUGACUGUACCUGCCAUCUGGGAUCCUUCAGCAAAACAGUUCAUGAGAGAAGCUGCGACUCAGGCAGGAAUUGUGACCCCAGGAAAGGAAGACAGACUGGUCAUUGCACUGGAACCAGAAGCAGCCUCAGUCUGGUGUAAGAAGCUGCCAGCUGAUGGUUUUGAAACAGAAAAUAACACUGGAGUCGCACUGAAACUGGCUUUAGGAACACAAUACAUUGUGGUGGACUGUGGAGGUGGAACCAUUGACAUCACUGUUCAUGAAGUCCUGGAGGGAGGAGCCCUGAAGGAGCUGCACAAGGCCUCAGGAAAUGACUUUGGGGGACAAACUGUGGAUAAAAAAUUCAAAGAGUUCCUCAGAGAAAUCUUCAGUGAUAGUUUGUGGGAUGCAUAUGAAAAAGAGCAUCCAGGAGAGCUGCAGAAGAUGAUGUAUGAAAUAUCAGUUUUAAAAGAAAAUGAUGAUGAUGUGGAGAUCAGCUGCCCAUAUAACCUGGGGGAAAUGGCAAAAGAAAAGCAGAAAAUGGAAAAGUUUUUUGAAUGGCUGAGAGGUGUUUCCUGGAAUCAAGAAGCCAUCAAAGUCUCAAAAGAGAAAGUAAGGUCUUUCUAUGCUGAGAGUCUGAAUGGCAUCACCAAGAGUCUCAGAGAAAUCCUGAAGAAAGGUUUCACCAUUAAGUACAUUCUGUUAUUGGGGGGCUACGCUCAAAGCCUGAUUCUGCGUCAGCAUAUUACCAAUCAGUUUGGUGAUCAGUGUAAAGUUCUGUGUCCUUCUCAUCCUCAAGAAGCAAUCAUGAAGGGAGCUGUGAUGUUUGGAAGAAACCCAGCAUUGGUGGCAUCUCGAAUAAGUGCCUUUACUUACAGGGUUUCUUUGUCUAAUAGGUUUGAUGCAUCCAAGCAUAGGGCAGACAAGAGAUACACAAACAAAGAGGGCGAGUGGUGUGACGGUAUUUUCUGUGUACUAGUGAAGGAAAAUGAGGAAGUGGGCUGGGAUAAAACCAUUGACUAUCUUAAUCUGAUUGAGCACUGGUGGGAUGUCCUGGACAGACAAGUCUGGUCCAUGGAGGCUCACCUCACAGCUUACAGGACUUUUGCCACAGUACCUUCAGGGGUCUAG